AAUGCCAAUAAAUGUAAAUACAGAGUCUCCUAUCUCUAGAUAUUCACCCUCAAUUGUCUUCCUAUUUUCUCCCUAUUCAUCAUUUUUGCCCCUGAGAAAAUGGCGAAGCUGGUCCUUGCAAUGCUAAUCUUGCUACAACUUUUCUGUUUUUCAGCUAUAAAUGUUAAUGCCUUUGCGGCUUCUGGGUGGACAAAAGCUCAUGCUACUUUUUAUGGAGGAAGUGAUGCUUCAGGAACUAUGGGGGGAGCUUGUGGAUAUGGUAACCUGUAUUCAACUGGCUAUGGGACCAGCACUGCUGCUUUAAGUACUGCUUUAUUCAAUGAUGGAGCUUCAUGUGGACAGUGCUACAGAAUCAUGUGUGAUUCUCAAGCUGAUCCCAGGUGGUGUAUUAAAGGCACAUCUGUGACCAUUACUGCAACCAAUUUCUGCCCACCAAAUUUUGCCCUUCCAAACAACAAUGGAGGCUGGUGCAACCCUCCCCUCCAGCACUUCGACAUGGCUCAGCCUGCUUGGGAAAAGAUUGGCAUCUACAGAGGUGGGAUCAUCCCUGUUAUGUUCCAAAGGGUUCCAUGCGAGAAAAGCGGUGGAGUUAGAUUCACAGUUAACGGAAGAGACUAUUUCGAGCUUGUGUUGAUAAGCAAUGUGGCAGGAGGUGGUUCCGUCAAAUCUGUAUCAAUUAAAGGUUCAAAAACAGGGUGGAUGACAAUGUCAAGAAACUGGGGAGCUAAUUGGCAAUCCAAUGCUUAUCUCAAUGGGCAAUCUCUAUCUUUCAGAGUCACAACUACUGAUGGGGAGACCAGAUUACUCAACGACAUCGUUCCAGCAAAAUGGGCAUUUGGCCAAACUUUCACUACCGCAGUACAAUUCUGAAGUUAAAUCAUCAUGGGUUUUGGAGUUGAGGGUUUGAUUUGGCAGAGGCGUGCUUAUGAUUUAUAGAGCAGCCCGCCACAUUCUUUUGCUGUUUCUCAUCAGAAGAGAUGAUAACCAUCCCAUGAACUCUAAACCCAGAAAGCACAGAACUUGACACACAGUAAUUGCGAGAAACUUUCAGGAUUUGCUGCAAAAUAAGAAGUUGCAGCUGCUUAAGCAUACAUAAUUUGUUACCAUGAGCUUUGUAAUUUUCCUUUUUCCUUUUUACAUUUUACACUUUGUGCUUGUAAAAUGAAUAAAUGUUAUUGUUGUUUCACUU
This is a messenger RNA of Manihot esculenta (cassava), 1189 nucleotides long. RefSeq names its product expansin-A11. Gene Ontology annotation, biological process: plant-type cell wall organization. The record is from RefSeq and is a predicted model, not a curated record. Gene Ontology annotation, cellular component: extracellular region. The transcript has 3 exons. Lineage: Eukaryota; Viridiplantae; Streptophyta; Magnoliopsida; Malpighiales; Euphorbiaceae. Bases 100 to 870 code for a protein of 256 amino acids.